Messenger RNA from Aureobasidium pullulans EXF-150, 1176 nucleotides. RefSeq lists its product as uncharacterized. The record is from RefSeq and is a predicted model, not a curated record. Lineage: Eukaryota; Fungi; Ascomycota; Dothideomycetes; Dothideales; Saccotheciaceae. The transcript has 2 exons. Bases 163 to 1068 code for a protein of 301 amino acids.
AGAGCAAUUUGAUCAUUAUUAUCACGCCCAUCAACCUGAGCCAUACAUCACUCCUUCCCCAACAGUCCCUCCAACCAAGGCUGCUUCCUUUCUCACAGUCCUUGAUCACCUCAUCUGACUUUACUACUUCAACUCAACCACACUUCUCGAACUUAACUGACCAUGCCUGAGACAAGAUCCCAGGCUAAGGAGCGCACCAAGAUCCGCAACAAAGUCAUCGACAACAUCAAAAGCAAGACUACCUCAGCUACCGCAACAAUGGCCAGCACCAGCUCAUCUACCGAAUUCGUCCCCACUGGCAUCUUUCCCCUUCUCCGCCUACCCAUCGAGCUUCAGAACAUCGUCUACAAAUACGCUGUUGCUGAGCCCGAUGAGGUUAUCAUGCUCGACAACGCCGGAACCCCUGCUCUCGCUCGCGUCAACAGAUACCUCCGCAGAAACGUUGUCCCCAUCUUCCUUGAGGUCAACACCUUCCGCGUCUUCACCGAAGACGCCCCUGUCACCGAAGACAACCAGCCCAGAGACGCCAAAUUCAAGAUCCAAGCCACGGUUUGGGAGUGGCUGGAGCUUGUCGGCCUUGAGACCCCUCUGUUCAAGAGCGUGAUCAUUCACUUCGGUGCUGAGAACGAGACCGAGCUGGUUAUGCAGUACUCACGCGAGGCCAAGGGUUUCACUCUCGCCCAUGAUGUCGACUGCGGCUACUGCAACGACAAGAGCGCCGUCACUCCCAUCCUUCCUCGUGCUAUUCUCGAUGGUCUGGGUGAUGACAAAGGUCUGCGCGGACUCAUUGACGAGGCCCAGAAGCGUGACAACGCUGUCAAGAUCGAGCAUGACAUCACCAUUGCUGAUCUAGCAACUGACAUUUUCGGCGAUGAUAGCGGUUUCAAGCAGGAGUCGCUUGCUCUGAGCAUGGCCAACAUCAUGGGUCUUGAGCGCAUUAUCAACCAGGGCAAGACCACAUUCGCUGUCGCCGUCCACACCAUCAACCAGAAGCGUAUGAUCGACACCCCUCUUGUUGUCACGCACGAGUCAAAGCCCUACGUCUUGCUCAGAGACACUACCGCUUGAACACUUUCGAAGGAUUGGAGGAAACAGGAGAUAAUUGGGUCCUCAGUGGAAGGGAAGGGCUGAGGUUGUUCUUCUUGCAUUGCGGCAGAUACUUUCACCUCGAUACUU